Molecule: messenger RNA, 1131 nt
Organism: Neospora caninum
Lineage: Eukaryota; Apicomplexa; Conoidasida; Eucoccidiorida; Sarcocystidae
Exons: 1
Coding region: 1-1131 (376 amino acids)
Source: RefSeq, a predicted model, not a curated record
AUGAAGGUGAAAUCGACAAAACUGAACAGAAAACUCAGGGGCGCCACCCUCCUGGAGGCUGCUCGGAUGCCACGAAAGGAAGACCUUCGAGGUGGAUGCCUCCUCGAGUCGCACUCCCCCAAAAUAGACAAGAAAAGCUCCCCAAGACAGAGCUAUGCGGAUGUCGCGCGGAGCGCCGAAAGCCCGGGGCGUUUCAGCGAUGAGUCGCCACAUUCAUGUGCCGUGCUCCAGAAAGCCUCACGCCAGGUCGUCCCCGCAAAAGCUCAGGCAGAGGAACCCAGAGGAGGUGGACAGUUUGACUCCCCCGGUGUGCCGACACUGACGUACGCGGAAAUCGUCAAAAAGCCCCAGUCACCGACAGGCACAGAGGUUGUGUCGUCGGCGGAACAGACUCAGCCCAAGCGCGACGCUGGAGCUCGAGCUGUCUGCAAGGUGCCGGAUGAGACGGAGACCGUGGUUGCAGAUUCUGCAUGUCAAAACUCUCAAUACGAAGAAGUUGGCAUGCCUUGCCUCCUGGCGGCAAAGUACACCCCGGGUCCCGAGAUCGCGCGUCGCCCAUCUUUCUCCAAGGAAAAGAAGAUCGCUCGUGUGUGCAGAGCAGAUUCCGCGUCAUCAGCCUUGGAGGAGCAUCCGGUCUUUCUCAACUCGCGCAGCAAACGAAACAGAAGGACCAGUGUUUCGCGUUGUUCCUCAGGAAACGAGGCGAAGUGGACAGCGCGGAGUCAGAAGACACAAGCUUCAAGGAAACUGGGAGUUGCGUCAUGUCCGGGGCAUUACCGGUCUUUCAUAGACGAGACCGCAGCAGUUAUUGACGCAAGUCUGAACGCAGGACUCUCGUGCUGCCUCCUCAGUCCUCGCCACCAACUGCCAGAAGACCACAGCACCCGAGGCCUAACAAGUCGAAGAUUACCCAUCGAAGAGAGGCCAUGGCUUCCUGCGCCUCAGACACUCUCUGCUGGCGUGACCUUUGAUGGCAGCGCCUGGACCAGCUAUCUGGCGGAUCCGUCACAAACGCUGCAUCCGACGACCUCUCUGGACCGUCUUAGUGCGGGAGAAUGGAGAACAGCUGUGGCAAUUGCAAUGCAUCUCUACGCGCACCAUUCGCCCCCGUGCCAAAUGGUCAUCCUGUAG